AUGGGAGUUGUCGCUGUUGCCGGCGGGACAGGCGGUGUGGGUAAGACAGUCGUUGAGCAAUUGUUGUUAGACGACUCCCACAAGGUCUUCGUUCUCGGAAGAAAGGCGCAAGCUAGCAGAUCAGCCAAGGAAGCGGAUUUCCUCCAAGUCGACUACGCCAACAUUGACGCUCUAGCCAGAAUCCUCGAGGACCAUAACAUAGACACGGUCAUCUCAACCAUUAACUUGGAGAAUGAUGCGGGUAGCCAGUCACAGCUCGGCCUGAUUGCCGCCGCCGAAAAAUCGCAGGCUACUCGUCGUUUCAUCCCAAGUGAGUUUCUGACUCCAAUGGACGAAGAGGAUCCGAAGGCAGGCGCAGGUUUUGGGGGAUGGGUUCCAAACGCACGAGCCUUGAAGAAGACCAACCUAGAAUACAUCCGCAUCUCGAUUGGCUUUUUUUCGGAUUAUUGGGGCAUGCCCCGUGUGAAGAGCAAUCUGAAGCCUUUCCACUGGUUUUUGAAUAUGGAAAGGGGUCUCGCCGUCAUCCCUGGCAGUGGUGAUGACGUAUUCACAGUGACUUACAGUGAAGAUUUGGGUCGAGCCAUUGUCGCGCUGGUCAACAGCGAAGAGCGUUGGCCGAAGGAGGGUAUCCUGCGAGGAGAUACCAUCAGCGUCAACAAACUGGUUUCCAUAGCUGAGAAGAUUAGAGGUUCUAAGCUUGAUGUAAUCUACGACUCGGUCGAGGACUUGAAGAAGGGCAAUGCGACUCUUGUCCAUGCUCCGAACGCUGAGCCUGAGAACGAGGCUAAGGCUAACCUGGCCAUGGUUGUUCAAAUGAUCAUGGCCGGAGCUUGCUUGUUGCCCCAGGACGAUCGUGACUUGCGUAAGCGAUUUCCCGACCUUCACCUAACAACCGUCGAGGGCCUUCUCGAGGCGGCAUGGGGCUCGUGA
Messenger RNA from Colletotrichum truncatum, 930 nucleotides. Lineage: Eukaryota; Fungi; Ascomycota; Sordariomycetes; Glomerellales; Glomerellaceae. The record is from RefSeq and is a predicted model, not a curated record.